Molecule: messenger RNA, 1427 nt
Organism: Ixodes scapularis (black-legged tick)
Lineage: Eukaryota; Metazoa; Arthropoda; Arachnida; Ixodida; Ixodidae
Gene: eIF2beta
Product: eukaryotic translation initiation factor 2 subunit 2
Exons: 9
Coding region: 418-1383 (321 amino acids)
Biological process (GO): formation of translation preinitiation complex; translational initiation; formation of cytoplasmic translation initiation complex
Cellular component (GO): eukaryotic translation initiation factor 2 complex
Molecular function (GO): translation initiation factor binding; translation initiation factor activity; mRNA binding
Source: RefSeq, a predicted model, not a curated record
GGUGACUUUAUUUCGAGUCAAUCAUGGGUUGGUCGAUGGCUUGCGCCACCUAGCGUCACUUAGCCACGUAGUAUCCUUGGUGCAUUGCGCAUGCUUUGCUCUACGAUAAAUGAUGUGCACGCCAAUUUAAUCCGAUUUAAUCACUUUAACUAAUCUCAGUGCACUGAUUUUUCCCGAGUAUGAAAGCGAAAAAGAGCUCGCUCAAGCACGAGAACAAACACGGAAAUCCCAGAAUUCUUCGCGGCUGUGACGUCACUGAGUCGAUCCUCGCUUGUCUUUUUUCUCUUUUUGCGAAAAAGCUUGGCCUAGCCGUGACCAACCGACCGAGUUCACGGAGUGUCGGACCUUCACACGGACGUUGUGGACUAAAGACAAGCCCCUGAUCAACCACGCUUUCAUCGUCGACGGACUCAGAUCAUGGCGGACGACGAGAACAUCUUCGACCCGUCGCUGAAGAAGAAGAAGAAAAAGAAGAAGACCCCCUUUGACCCGAGCGCCCUGGAGGAUGCGUCCCAGGACGGACAGGAGAAGGAGGACGCCGAAAAGGAGAACCGCGAUGACAGGGAUGAGGAUGCGGCCUUGGACCUGGACGACUUCUCUGGCCUCAAGAAGAAAAAGAAGAAGAAGAAGCCCUUCAGCCUCGAGGAACUGGACGCAGGAGUGCCGGAGGCAGAGCUGAAGGAGGAGCUUGUGGGCGACGAGGAAGAGGAGGGUGGUGCCGAUGACGACCUGGAUUUCAACCUGCCCAAGAAGAAAAAGAAGAAGAAGAAGAUCACCUUCGGCCUCGUGGACGCAGACGGGGACGCCGAGGGCGACGACGACACCACUUUCACGGACGACGCAGACCCCAAGUCGAGCAUCACCACGGGUUCCAGCACAUGGUCUGGCAGCGACCGGGACUACACAUACGAUGAGUUGUUACAGCGGGUGUUCAACGUGAUGCGGGAGAAGAACCCGGACAUGGUGGCCGGGGAGAAGAAGAAGCUGGUCAUGAGGCCACCGCAGGUCCUCAAGGUGGGCACCAAGAAGUCCUCCUUCGCCAACUUCCUCGAGAUCUGCAAGAUGUUGCACAGGCAGCCCAAGCACGUACAGGCAUUCCUGCUGGCCGAGUUGGGCACCAGUGGCUCUGUGGACGCCAACAACCAGCUCAUCAUCAAGGGCAGGUUCCAGCAGAAGCAGAUAGAGAACGUCCUCAGGCGUUACAUCAAGGAGUAUGUGACCUGCCACACUUGCCGGUCGCCGGACACGAUUCUGCAGAAGGACACGCGGCUCUUCUUCCUCCAGUGCGAGAAGUGCGGCUCGAGGUGCUCGGUGGUGAGCAUCAAGUCUGGCUUCCAGGCCGUGACCGGGAAGCGCGCUGCCAUCCGCGCCAAGACCGCCUGAGGGCACCCUUUCUAUCCCAGAGACUAAUAAAGUUUUGGAUUUCA